AUGAGGGUAUAUGAUUUCCACGCCCCUGCGAACACCAGAGCUCCCGACGGAACCACGCCUAUUAUGCUUUUCAGCAUCACUCAACAAGCUUUGCGCUCUGAUAUACGCUGCCUUCUGGGAGCUCUUUGGUCGGUACUGAGUCGUGACAACAGUUCUUCCGCUGGUGCUUCCUCCUGUGCUGCGUGCCCUCGCCCCCGACCCUGGCAGCUUCUGCUCGUGUUUCCGGCGCUGCUAAAUGGCCUCCUCAGGGGUGCGCCGGGUGCCACAGCCAGCGUGAUUUGGUUAUUAUUUCGCUUCAAGGCAGCUAGUGUGAAGAAGCAUGGAACAUACUUUGUUACUGUCUCCCUCAGUAGUCUACGUGUGAGCAAGGAAGACAAGAACCCUGAUUACGUCUACGCUGACAAGUUGAAGGCAAAAAUCGCAACUCUCGAGGGUCAGCUGAAAGAUCUCCGCAAAACAAACGACACGAUUCAUGACACCAUCAAAGCGAGCAGCCGAAUGGGAUGGCAAAGCAGAUAA
This is a messenger RNA of Aspergillus steynii IBT 23096, 519 nucleotides long. RefSeq lists its product as uncharacterized. The transcript has 2 exons. The coding region runs from base 1 to 519 and encodes 172 amino acids. NCBI's taxonomy places the organism in Eukaryota, Fungi, Ascomycota, Eurotiomycetes, Eurotiales, Aspergillaceae. The record is from RefSeq and is a predicted model, not a curated record.